GGGUCUUUUGUAAAACUAUUUUACAUCUUAGUCUCAUCGUGAUUACAAUACUUAGAUUACGCACCAUCUCCCAGACUUUCAGUCCAUUUAAAUUAAUGAAGUUCCACACGCUAUUUAUGUUUGUCUGACUAAAAUGUCAAUUACGAUACGGCUAUUAAAAUACUCUAUCAUCUAUAUUAUCACCAUUUUCAUAUAAGCUACAUAUAAACUUAGGUACUGAAUUAUUGAUGUUAUGCUAUGUCAUCAUCGCAAUAAAACUAGCAAUAAAAAUAUGAUUCUCAACUUAAACAUUCAUUUAAAAGCACUCUUUGAAAGAGUUUUGAGCUAUGAGUUUUUUUUGACAGCCAGCAUCAGUUAAAAUUCGUGAUCGUGGGUUACGGUGCGCUCUACAUUACUGCGCAUCGAGCGGCGCAGGCGCAUCUCAAGGAGCGCGCGCGGCUUGCGCGGAUCGUGUGCUGAUGGCAGCACCAGAUUUGGCCACCGUAAGAGAUGCUGAUGGUCUCACUCCGCUUCACUUAGCGGUAGUACACGGAAACGUACCACUCGUGCAAGCACUGCUAGCAGCCGGCGCCGACGUAAACGCACAGGAUGAUGAACAACACACUGUUGUACACUGGGCUACAGUGUGUGGCGAAGUAGGCGCUUUGCGAGCAGUUCUGGCUGCGGGAGCAGAUGCUGCUACCCCGGACCAACACGGAGGGUACCCUCUGCACUAUGCUGCGCAAAUGUGUGGUGCGCCUGCGGCCACUGACCAUCAGAGUCGCGGAGCAGCAUUGGAAGUAUUGCGUGCACUAGUGCGCGAAGGAGGUGCACGCGUGGACGUCCGUGACGCGGACGGACGUACGCCGUUGUUGUGGGCAGCAUCUGCCGGCUCCGCGGCCGCUGUGCUCGCGCUGCAUCAAGCAGGCGCAAGAGUCGAUGACGCCGACCGCGAUGGGCUCACAGCAUUGCAUUGUGCAUCAGCUAGGGGUCACACAGAGGCGCUAGAAACCUUGGUUGGUCUCUGCGGAGCACGUGUUGAUGUAGCAGAUUCGCACGGAUGCACACCACUACAUUAUGCUGCAGCGCUUGGCCAUGCUGAUGCUACUGCAGCUUUGCUGGAACAUGGCGCUGACGCACAUCGUCAGGAUAGACGGGGUCGUAGCCCUGCGCAUACAGCCGCCGCUAAGGGUCAGAUUGAGACUGUACGAAUACUAGGCGCAAGGGGCGCAAAUUUGUGGUUACGUAACUCUAAAGGUGAUCUCCCACUUCAUGAAGCUGUUGCAUCAGGUCGAAGAGAAUUGGUUAAAUGGCUGUUGGAUGGAAGACCUUCACAAGUUAAUGCAGCCAAUCAUGAAGGCCGCACUCCUUUGCAUAUUGCAGCAGCAACAGAUAAUGCUGAUCUUUGUCGCCUUCUAUUAGAUCGUGGAGCAGAAGUAAAUUUAGUAGCGAGGUCAUCAAAAAAUGAACCUUUAACUCCACUAGAUUGUGCAACAACUCGAGGUCAUAGAUCCACAGCAAAAUAUUUACAAAUGCACGGAGGUUUGCCGGCUUCAAAAUUAGCAAAUACACAAAUCGUUAUUGACAAUGGCUCUAUAACAGGUUUGCCAACUCGAAGGGUAACUAGCACUAAAAUCGAUGUUAGAGAUAAAAUAAGAAUAGAGAAACGUGAAGUAGUGGAACUAACAAGUCCAAUUACGGAAAGACGCCAAAUAAAAGAUAGAAGUGAUAGUGGUUCAACAUCUUCCUCGUCAUUAGAUAGAAAGAAAUCUAAAAGAAGAUCAAAUGGUAAGUAUUCUGAAAGACAUCAUGGACGACGAAAAAAACUAAUGGAAAGUCAAAAAAGUUUCAGUGAUGGAUAUGAUUCUGAGUAUGAAGGAUACAGCAAGGAUAAGUAUAACUCAAAAAAAUCGAAACGAAGUUCGAGAAAAAGUCGAUCAAAAAGUGAGCCAUCUCGUGGGAAUGGUAGUAGUGCAAAACAUCAUCGUCGUUACAAAUCAGGAUCUGAAAGUUCUUCAGAGGAAGAAAGCUAUUCAGAAAGAAAAAAAAGGCACAGAAAACGUAGCAAAAGGAAAUCAAGCUCUCUCUCUGAAAGCAGUAGCUCAGAAUCUAGUGAACGUCGAAAUAUGAAAAGAAAAGGGAAAAAGACAUCAAUACAUAUAGAGCAUGAUGAUGAAAAGCAAAGUGUUAAUAUAGUUAAAUACAAAAGAACAGAUUCACCUCAACAAUCUGAUCAAAAGGAUAAUAAAGAACAAAACGAAUCUAUAGAAGAAAAUGCAGAUUUAAACAAAACGGAAACAUCACUUACUAAAACCAAAAAUUUAAGCGAAACCGAAACUGAUACCGUUUCUGUGAAAACUAAUAUGAUUGUCACCGAAGCACAAAUACAUAUGGAACGUGAAUCUAGUCAGCAUGGAAGUUCAGAGUUAACAGUAACAGUUGAUUCAUCAAAUAACGUAUCGAUUGAAACAUCGAAUUUAUCAGUUAAUCAUAAGGAUCUAAACGAUCUUAAGAAAACAGCAGAUGAUGAAGCUAAAGGCCCAGCUGACAAAUUAAUUCAAUUAUCUAUUGAGGAUCAAAGUUCAGCAAAAAUUACUCAUACCGAACAAAAACAAGUUGAGGAAUUAUCAGGGGACACAAAUGAACACGGUUCUGUGAAUAUUAAACAACAAGAAGAACAAACCCAAGCGAUCUCGGAAGCUCACGAUUCUAACAAUAUCAAUAUUGAGAAUAAAAAUAAUCCAUUACAGGAAUCAACCAAAGAAGAAGAUUCGGUUCAAUCACCGCAAUUAAAUAAGGACAGCAAAGAGAGUGAUUUAGCCAACGAAGAUGCUAUAGUAAGUACAGUAACAACUAAUUCUCCAUUAGAACGAAUGAGAAAAAAAUCAUUUCAAGUUUUGUCUGGUCCUGAUGAAGAUAUACUAAAUAAAGAACUCGAAAUAAAUCUGGAAGGACUAACUAAUAAAUCUGAAAGGACUGAAGGUCUAGAAAAAAAAGAAUCAUUAGAAAAAAGCAGUUCACCGGUGGUUUCUUUUGCAAAUAAAGACGAAAUUUUUGAAAGCAAAGAUUCCGAAAAACAGCCGGAUAAUUUAAUGGGAGAAUAUGUUGAUCAUUCUGAUAUUAAUUUGGAAGAAGAAAAAUUAAUUAAAGGUGAAAAUAAAGAUAGCAGUGAAAGUAAUAUAUUGAGUCCUGAAGAAAAACGAAACCAGUAUGCUUCAACUACGGGUAGUAGUACUGAAAUUAGUAUUGAUAGAAGUGGAGAAAAAGGAAUUGUUACAAUAAUAGAGAGUAAAUCGCCCUCAACAGACCGCGCUUUACAGCAAGUAAUAAUGGAAAAUGUGACAGAAGAAUAUGACAUAAACUUACCACUAGCAGGUUCUCCAAAACGAACUAGAAAGUCUUCCAAAGAUAGCCAAGUCAGUAGCAGAAAAGGAAGCAUAUAUGAAACUGAGAGUUACAAAGUACUCUCCGAUGUGGUUAGUGCACCUGAAGCAACUACAAGUAUUCUGAAAAAAACAUUUCAAAAAGAAGAUGCCUCUAUAGAAGAUGAUAAGGACAUUUUUGACAGUGAGCUAUUGACCAAAGAUACUUCCCUUGGAAGAGUACCUAGUGUAAGUGACAAUGAAAUAUAUAGUCAAUCUGAAGCUAACAGUCGUAGAAAGAGAUUUCGUAAGAAAGGUCGUACAAAAAGCCGUACUACAAUAAGAUCAAAAAGUGAAAAUUCUGAAAGAGGUUACGAGUCUAGUGGUUUUAUGGAUUCUGGUUUCGAACCUAGCCCUAGAGCAUUACAACGUCGUAUUAUGAGUCCCCGUCUUGCAGCUUACUAUCAACAAAGGAACGCUAGCGGAAGGUAUUCAGGGAAAUCGGAUAGUAGAAUACCUGUACGAAAACCAGGGGAUAAACGUGCUGUUGAUAUGAAAUCUGUUACUCAACGGAUACAGACUAACAUGAGAAGAUAUUAUUGUGAAAGGAAGAUCUUUCAACACCUAUUUGAACUCAAACGUUUACAAAUUAGAACCAGUAAAACUAAUGAAGCCGUUCUUGUGAAACGAGCUAUUGAUGAAUACAAUAAAUCUAGCUUAGCUUCUGUAGGCGUGGGACCAUACAACAAUCCAGAAUAUUCAUUUAGUAGCUUUGAGAAAUUUUUAUACGAUAGUUUGAGAAAAUUGCAAAAGAGUGGUAAAAAGUAUUUGGACAACUUGCCAGAAAAGCCUAUUGAUUUUGAUUACGGAGAAAGUGAAUUGUACAAAAUGAGUGCUAUCCCAGAUAAUCCCUGUCUUUGCACCAAUAAAACCCAUCGAUGUUUCCAUGCAGUACAUGCUUACACCGGCAUACCUUGUUCAGCAUAUAGUAAGUAA
Molecule: messenger RNA, 4337 nt
Organism: Diatraea saccharalis (sugarcane borer)
Lineage: Eukaryota; Metazoa; Arthropoda; Insecta; Lepidoptera; Crambidae
Source: the annotation of a GenBank genome assembly